CGUUGCAAAUCGGGCUAAACUUCGUAUUUGUACGUAUUGACGCUGGAACUGACCGCUCGGGCCCGCGCGUCAGAUGCCACGCUGGCGAAUCGGCACUCGCCCGCUCGCUCAAUAGGUGCGGUCCGGCUCGAACCGGACCGGCCCGUGCUCCACUCUGUUCCUCCUCGCUCCUGCCUCCCUCCUUGCUCCUCUCUCGUCGCCCUCGUCACCGCCGGCAGCUUUGCCGGAGCGGAGCGCCGCCGCCCGCCAUGGUUUUCGAAGACGAAAGCAGUGAGGACACGUCCAGCCUGCCGUACAUGCACUCGACCUCAUCCACGGACGGGCUUAACCAGGUCCCUUUCAGCGUUGAAGAUCCAGAUUACCAGGGGCUUGAGCUGGAAACGAUGUCGCCAUGUGAGAAGCACGUCAAGGCAUCUGAGAGGCUUGUCGCAUUUGAAGGAACAGACACAAGGAGAAGGUUCCUAGCAUGUGCAGAGCCGGAAGGGCAGAAUUGUGGGUUUGUUGAAUGGGUUGAUCACCAGUGGCCCCCAACAAUGCAAAAUGCAUUGUUGAAGCUGUGGGCCAUGGUUGAAGAUAGCAAGAGUGCUAGGGUGAAUGAUAAUCUUGAAAGUUCUUUCACUAUCCACCAUCUGACAGAAGAGAAGAACAAGCUGGAGGCCAACUAUGACAAGUUAGUCCAAGAUGUGCAUGAACUUAUGAGCUUCCAGGAGGACAGGGUGGUGGAUUUCAGAUAUCUGCAGGAUAACCUUACAUAUCAGCAGCAAUGCAGAAGUGAACUGCUGGCUGAUAUGAAGGCACAGAUGGCAAAGAAAGAUGCAGAGUUUGAGAAGCUUAAGCAGAAUUAUGAAGUGCUACUGAACCUGACAAGAGCACAAGCAACAGUCAUCCAGAACUUGAAGUUGAAGCAUAUUAAAGACAAGCAAUUGUUUAGUGAAGAUAAGAUGAACUUGGAGUUGAAGAAUGCAGAGCUCACAUAGUCUGAGGAGAAGCUCACCCAAGAGAAGCUAGAGUUGAAGCUUCAGAUUGCUGAGCUGAUGAAGGCAGAGGAGAAGCUGAAGGAGAAGAUCAAGGGGAUCCAGGCCAUCUUAGAGAAGUGAAGAAAAUGAAUAUGAGACUAGUGGGUAAUGCUGACCUUUUGGGCAUGAUGGUUGUGUAGUGUAUGGCUCUACUAAUUGUGAACUAUGUCUGUGUAUGUAUGUAGUAGAUAUGCUUUUCAUCCUUUUGUGAGAAAAAGAUGAACUAUGCAUUUAAACUCAAACUCCACUAUGUAUUUGUGAUGGACCUGCUGUGUACCCUAUAAUAUGUUGAACUCCAGUAAGUAUUGUGUGUUAUG
This is a messenger RNA of Triticum aestivum (bread wheat), 1333 nucleotides long. RefSeq lists its product as uncharacterized. The transcript has 3 exons. The record is from RefSeq and is a predicted model, not a curated record. Gene Ontology annotation, molecular function: zinc ion binding. Lineage: Eukaryota; Viridiplantae; Streptophyta; Magnoliopsida; Poales; Poaceae. The coding region runs from base 249 to 977 and encodes 242 amino acids.